This is a messenger RNA of Sebastes umbrosus (honeycomb rockfish), 1099 nucleotides long. RefSeq lists its product as uncharacterized. The transcript has 2 exons. NCBI's taxonomy places the organism in Eukaryota, Metazoa, Chordata, Actinopteri, Perciformes, Sebastidae. The record is from RefSeq and is a predicted model, not a curated record. Bases 330 to 1049 code for a protein of 239 amino acids.
UGGAGGGCUCUGCCAGGCUGCACUCUGGCCUAGCUUUCAGGCCUCCAUUUUCUCCAAACACAUGGACUUCUGCACCUAACAAACAAUUUGCAGACUGUUUUUUGGAAAGCCUCUCCUCUAAGCUGUCUCAGCAGGCCCACCGGGAAGCUCCUACCACAUCUACCUUCCAGGAGAUACACCAAGCCACUUCCUCAAGGCCUACCUCGGCACCCACCCAAAAGGACCAGCAGGCCAGAGACCUCCACCUGCAUUCCCUAGGUGGCGCUGGUGACCGGACUGGCCUUGUCGGGCGGCGGGCCCCAAUUGAGCAGCUGCAGGAGGCUACACCCAUGAUGAUUGGGACUCCAAAGGCUAACACUGCCACUUUGAAAGCCCUAUCUGAGCCCUCCACUCAGCACUCUUUUGGGGUCGCGCCGCCUGCCUUGGCCUCUCUGGAAGCCAGCGCUACCACAGGUCUGGAAUCCAACACCCAAGAACUCUUCACCUACACCCCUUCCUUCGACCACGACAGAAGCUACUCCCCAGGCCCCUGUAAACCCACCUGCCACGACAACGGACCCGAGAAAUGGACCAUUACAACACGGACGCAAUAUGUGGUAUUGGGCGACGCCCACAUCAGUAAAUUCCCAUCUCACUCAAACCUGGAUCUACAACUCGACAGCUACCCCUAUGCCAACUUCCGGCACUUCCAUAAGCUUUUUAAAAGGACAGCACCCAACCCCACCACUGCAACCAUCAUCCUCGCAGUUGGCUUUAAUGACAGGUUCCAGGACCCCAAGGACGCCGGCAAACAACUAAAAGCCAUGCUGAGACAUGCAUAUGUCGCCUUCCCCAAUGCUGAAAUAUAUGUACCCCUCAUCAACUUCUCCCCAAACCUCAGCCCCGAACACAGGUGCACCCUCAAAUACAUUAACAAGGUCAUCAGCACUCUUCAACAUAUCCCUGCAAUCCCACCCCAGGACUUCAUAACGGAACCCAAUAAUCUCAUCUGGACGCCUACCACAGCCAAGCUCAUCCUCAGACAGUGGCGUCAGUUCCUCAUCAUUUAAUUCCUAACCUUAACCCUUACCCACCCUCUCAUCCUAACCCUAACCCUACC